Molecule: messenger RNA, 420 nt
Organism: Penicillium vulpinum
Lineage: Eukaryota; Fungi; Ascomycota; Eurotiomycetes; Eurotiales; Aspergillaceae
Exons: 1
Coding region: 1-420 (139 amino acids)
Source: RefSeq, a predicted model, not a curated record
AUGGCAUACAAUUUGAGUCUCGAAGAAUAUUUUCAGAUAUCCCAACUUGGCAGUGAUCAACCUAAUCACCAUCCCGGAACUUCUACUAUACAACCACCUGCCUCGAGGGUCGAGCAGUCAUCUGCAUUAUCUACCAAUUGGCCUCUUUAUGACCCUUCUAUGAACUAUGGCUCCGCAUAUGUCGACCCCAACUGGAUCACGUACACCACCACUAUAGGGGAACCUAUAGCGGAAAGCAUGUAUCAGGGCAACAUACAGCCUUCCUCCACCACACAGGCAAAGGCCGAAGACCAUCCCCAUCCCCAUCAGACCACAAUCCAGAUCCAGUCCCCCGCAUUCGCAUCAAGUCACUCCACCAGAGAGUCAUCUGCACCAAACGAGAACAACGUCACUCGUAAUGAGCCCCAGGAACGAGAGUGA